UUACUUACAAACAAUGGCGGAUACUAAACCAUUGCUUCCGGCAGCAUCCGACUCCGAUUCGUCAUCUGAAACAGUGUCUCCUAUAAACCGACUGAAACCCAUCAAAGUUUAUCUUACCAUCUUCUUUGGAUUGUUAGCGGCAGGCUUGUUCGCGGCAUUGUUGAUAGGAAACCAUAGGUCAGGUAGUGCUCAUUUACGUGGAAAUCAGAAUGGUUCAUUGGCUUCGUUCGCCUCCCAGAAACUGAAACCUCAACCUUUGCGGCCGGUAUCACGUGGUCCGGCUCAAGGAGUAUCGGAGAAGACAAGCGGGAUUUGGGCCAACGUCCCCAGGGAUAUCUUGCCAGAGCCAUGGAACAGUAGCAUGUUGGUAUGGCAAAGAACGGCUUUUCAUUUUCAACCUGAAAAGAAUUGGAUGAAUGAUCCAAAUGGUCCAUUGUUCUAUAAUGAUUGGUAUCACUUCUUCUACCAAUACAAUCCCAUUGGUGCCGUUUGGGGUAACAUUGUUUGGGGUCAUGCUGUAUCCAAGGACUUGAUUAAUUGGUUUCACCUCCCAUUGGCGAUGGUUGCAGACCAAUGGUAUGACAAAGACGGAGUCUGGACUGGUUCUGCAACAAUCCUUCCUGAUGGAAAAGUUGUUAUGCUAUAUACAGGAUCCACCGCCGAGGCUGUUCAGGUUCAAAACCUUGCUUAUCCUGCCAACCUCUCCGACCCUCUUCUCAUCAAAUGGGUUAAGUACGAAGGGAACCCGGUUCUAGUUCCACCCCCAGGCAUCCAUAAGAAGGAUUUCCGUGAUCCUACCACCGCCUGGAUGACCUCCGAAGGGAAAUGGCGCAUCACCAUAGGGUCCAAGAUAAAUAAAACUGGCAUAUCUUUGGUAUAUGACACAAAAGAUUUCAUAAACUACGAGAUGUUACCUGGGGUGCUUCAUUCUGUACCCGGGACUGGCAUGUGGGAAUGUGUGGACUUCUUCCCUGUUUCGAUAACAGGAAAAAAGGGGUUGGACACAUCCGUUAAUGGACCUGAAGUGAAGCAUGUUGUCAAGGUAAGCCUCGAUGAUGACAGACAUGAUUACUAUGCUAUCGGGACGUAUCAUGAGAUUAAUGGUUCUUGGAUUCCUGAUGAACCUGAAAUCGAUCUUGGUAUCGGAAUAAGGUAUGAUUAUGGAAUAUUUUAUGCUUCCAAGACUUUCUAUGAUCAGAACAAAAACAGAAGGAUUCUGUGGGGUUGGAUUGGGGAAACAGAUAGUGAAGUUGUGGAUAUGGAGAAAGGAUGGGCAUCUCUCCAGGCCAUACCAAGGACGAUAUUGUUUGACAAUAAGACUGGUACUAAUUUGCUUCAAUGGCCAGUAGAAGAAACAGACAAUUUAAGGUUGAACAACACCGAAUUUAAUAAGGUUUCGGUCGAGACAGGAUCAGUUGUUCCUCUUGAUGUUGGACCAGCCUCACAGUUGGAUAUCAUAGCCGAGUUCGACGUAGAUGAAGAAGCUUUGAAAAAAGCAAACGAAGUCCAUGUACCAUUCAGCUGCAAAACCAGUGGCGGAGCUGCCGAACGUGGAGCAUUGGGACCAUUCGGUCUUUUGGUGCUCGCAGACGAGAGCCUCAGCGAACAAACUCCGGUGUACUUCUACAUCGCCAAAGGUUCCGAUGGAAAACUCAAUACUUUCUUAUGCAAUGAUCUAUCUCGAUCAUCUAAAGCAUCCGAUGUUGAUAAACAAAUUUUUGGGAACUACGUUCCAGUGCUGGAGGGCGAAAAAUUAUCCCUCAGAAUAUUGGUGGAUCAUUCGAUAAUCGAAAGCUUUGGUCAAGGUGGAAGAACAGUGAUCACAUCCAGGGUUUAUCCGACCGAAGCAAUCUAUGGAGCUGCUAAAGUGUUUUUAUUCAACAAUGCUACUGAGACCAAUGUUACUGCCUCACUUAAGAUCUGGCAAAUGAACUCCGCUGUCAUUGGGCCCUAUCCAGUUGACGACGACGAAAAAGAUGACGACCAAAAAUCUUUAGCCCCUUCCUCGCGUUUCAUUUUAUGCCCUAUCAAUUAUAUUGUGUCAUGUCUCACUUUUCUCUAUUUUAUAUCACAUAUCAAAAUUUAA
This is a messenger RNA of Hibiscus syriacus, 2086 nucleotides long. RefSeq names its product acid beta-fructofuranosidase 2, vacuolar-like. The transcript is spliced from 7 exons. Gene Ontology annotation, biological process: carbohydrate metabolic process. NCBI's taxonomy places the organism in Eukaryota, Viridiplantae, Streptophyta, Magnoliopsida, Malvales, Malvaceae. The record is from RefSeq and is a predicted model, not a curated record. Gene Ontology annotation, molecular function: beta-fructofuranosidase activity. The coding region runs from base 14 to 2086 and encodes 690 amino acids.